CAAGGCUGUACAAGAAAAAUGGUUUCCUGACCUGGCAUUCUCUGGUACACACUGUACGCAAUUUGCAUCUUGUUUUGCGAUAAUGGGGAACUAAACAACUACAGCAAACACAAGUAGUCUCCAUAGUCGCUGAUAAUGAACAACGCCGACCAGGAAAACAACAAUAUCAACAAUGAUGCCAACAGGAGACGCAACAGUAAUGGAGCUGGUGGGCGGGCACAGCCCAACCCCAUCCUGCAUGUCCGAGACAGGCUGUUCCAUGCCUUAUUCUACAGAAUAGCAAUAACAUAUGCCAGAGCCUUUCCCCGCCCUGUCAGACGGGUGCUAGAGUGCGCCAUCUUGCUGAAGGCGUUGACAGUACUGGGUAUUUUGGUGUACAUACAUGUUGUGUUUGCGAGGACUCCCAUCAACUGUCUGCAAAGUGUUCAGAAGUCCUGGCCAAGACAUGGCAUCCUCAGAGUGGAGAUCGUCAAGAAUGCCUCGGCGAACUACAGCAUCAUAAACUCAUAUGAGAAAGAGUAUUCAGAUUUUUCCCUCUAUUUGGACAACAUAGCUGAUGGCAUAGGCUAUCCUGGUGCAUUAAAUGGGGACGAAAAUGCUGAGAAUGAAACUGAAAUUGCUUCAAAUUCGACGGAUGAAGCAUUGACCCAGGAAGAGGGGAAUGAGACGGAAGGGAAUGGUACUGUUAUUGGGGAGGAGGAGGAGGCGGAGGUACUGGUGCUGGAUGAGGUAUUGGACAAGGUGGUGGACUACUCUGCAGAUCACAACAGCAACAACAUACCUGAGGAUGCUACAGGGGAACAUCUCAAAGACACUUUCAGUGAAUUAGAAAUGUUGGCCAAGGCUGUGUGGCCUGAGGAGAAGUACAUUGUGGAGUAUGCCCUGGAGUAUGGCUUUCUCCGACUGUCGCCCAAGACGAGGCAGCGGCUCAACAUCACCGUCAUGCUGGUGACUCUCGACCCCCUGAAGGACGAGUGUUUUGGGGACAGCUUCAGUCGCUUCCUGCUGGAGGAAUUCCUCGGAUAUGACGACAUCCUCAUGUCCAGCAUCAAGCAGCUGGCCGAGCAGGAGGAAAACAAAGGCUUCCUGAGGAAUGUUGUGACCGGGGAGCAUUACCGGUUUGUCAGCAUGUGGAUGGCACGGAGCUCCUACAUCGCUGCAGCCUUCAUCAUGCUUGUCUUUACUGUGUCAGUGUCAACACUGUUGAGGUAUUCUCACCACCAGAUCUUCCUCUUCAUAGUUGACCUACUGCAGAUGCUGGAGAUGAAUGUGACAGUUGCCUUCCCAGCUGCUCCCCUGCUCACGGUCAUCCUGGCUCUUGUUGGAAUGGAAGCCAUAAUGUCCGAGUUCUUCAAUGACACAACAACAGCUUUCUACAUCAUCCUGAUAGUGUGGAUAGCUGACCAGUAUGACGCUAUCUGCUGCCACACCAACAUCAGCAAGAGACAUUGGCUCAGGUUCUUUUACAUGUAUCACUUUGCCUUCUAUGCCUAUCACUACCGGUUCAACGGUCAGUACAGUGGCUUGGCUCUCUUCACCUCUUGGCUGUUCAUACAGCACUCCAUGAUCUACUUCUUCCACCACUACGAGCUGCCUGCCAUCCUCCAGCAGGCUCGCAUACAGGAGCUGCUGGCUCAGCCUCACAACCAGGACGCCCACAACAACAACGCCCAGCCCAACGCCACUGCUGCCACAGCCGCAGCCGCUGCCGCUGCCAACAUUGAUGAGCAGCUUCGCGCCAACCUCGGGCCUGUGGACAAUAACGUCGCUGGGAUAAACAAUGUACAGAAUGCAAGUCCCGCCAGUGCUGAGAAUGUCACACAGGGUCAGGAAACUGGGCAGGGGUCAGGUCAGGGCUUGGAGCCACAGCUGGAAGGGACUGUGGACAACCCUGAUGACCAGAGAAGCAUUGAGAGACGUGUGAAUGAUCUUCUGUCAGCUUUGAAUCGACCUUCUACUGAUGGUCAAACAACCAAUACCAGGGAGUUUUCUGUGGACAGGGUGCGUGUUUACACACCAGGGACGUUCAUGAGGAAUUUUCUACGCUUUCGGGGCAAUUCUGCUCAAAAUCCUCCUAAUAAUCCUAUGCCAAGUCCAUCUCCAAGACCAGAUUCACAAAACCUUUCCAGUAACAACCCCCCUGUUUCUCAACCUGAAGCCAAUCCUUCUGGAAACAAACCUAAUUCUUUGACUGAAGAUGAAAUAAGUCUGCAUGAUAAUAAAACACUGAACAGCUCUAGCCAUGUGUCUGAACCUUUACCAGCAAGCAGUUCAGACAAUCCCUCCACAUCAGGGGGCACAGAGCUGACGUCGGGGGGUACAUACUCACUGUCAGGGGAUACAGAGCCAACAUCGGGGGGUACAUACACACUGUCAGGGGGUACUGACUCACAGCUGUUUGAUCUACCAAGGGGAGAUAACUCCAUCAUGACAGCUCACUCUCCUACCUGUGCAAACCCAGCAAUGUCUUCGAGCAUGGACUCCCAUUCUGAUAAUUCUCAGACAUCAGUGAAAGAUGUAUAUAGUAGACAACCUAUACACCAUAUUGUUGAAAACACUGCCAGUUUAGGGAACUCAGUGCCACGAGAUAACUUGUCUGCAAGUUCACCAGACAGGUUGCCUUCAAAGACCAGCGAGGAGACAUGUGGACAUUCUACACAUAUAUCUGAAGCUUCCAGAGACACCUGAUAGUGAGGCAACAUGGAGCUUCAGUUGUCUUCAGGAGAAACCUGCAUCAAAAUUAAAAAACAAUGUAAAGGCGAUACCUUUUUUUAAGGAUUGGUUUACGGAGUCACCAACCCUCAAACAAUUAGCAUCGGAAAAAUCUGUCUAAAAGUAAUUUUUCUCUUUUUACCAAAUGCAAGCUUAUGUGGUCAUAUUGGUCACCUUAAAUUAGUUUGCAUGAAAGUUGAAUUGCAUGACAAACAAACUAGGGCCAUGAUUGCUUUAUGCAUGUCGUCCCUGGGUACAAGCUAAACAAACCCUGCAUGUGUGGCAGUAUUCAGAGACUCUCUUGAAGACUCCAGCCACCCCACCAAAAAACCCAACAAAAACCAACAAAGAAUAACCUGUCUUUUGUUGAUGUUUAUGACAAAGAUUUCCACGUGAACAUCGUAAACCAAGAUAUGAAAAAAGUCUGGCCUAAUAAGUAGUAUCUAAUAUAUUCUCUAAUGUGACCGUGUGGCAUUCACUUUUCUGUAUAUUAAAGGUAACUAUUUAUGGAGAGAAAUGUUUAUUAAAUGAGAUGUGUGUAAUACAUAAUGAAUACAGUUAUUGAAUAAGUAUAUUUGGAAUUUAUGGUAUUUUAUAAAGAAUAAAAUAGCAUUCUGGUUGGUCUCAUGGUCAUAUAAGUAAAAUGAUCUUGUCAUGGUUAUGGAGAUAGAUGUGAUACUGGGAGAUGUUUUGCAUGCAGAUUUUAUUUAAAAGAGUUUGAGCAAAUGUUUCAUAGAAAUGCUAUUUAUGUAUGUAUCAUUAUUAAUCCAAGUCUGUUCAUAAAUCAUUUCCAUAAGCUUGUGAUGUCUAAAUGUAGCAGUUAUUCUUAGAAAGACACUUUGAGUUGAGUAAGACAUAAGAUGGACUUUAACUACUGAGAUGAGUAUGGGUUUCAUGGCUGAAGCAGAGGAACAAGCUAGGGCAAGGGCAAGGGCAAGGGCAAGGCCAAGGCCAAGGCCAAGGCCAAGGCCAAGGCCAAGGGCAUGACACCAAAGAAUCAUCAUUUCUAGACAUUUAUGGUAAUUAGAAGAAACAAUUUCCUUGAUGUGUCCAGAAAUAUAUUGAUAUGUGGGAAGAACUAAGGACACUGCAGAAGUCGCGGCAGGUGAACUUUCCAAUCAUCCAGUAGGCAUUGAGGCUUCCAGAUUCUCAGUACUGAGUGAGCAAAGCAUUCAUACAGGAAUAUCUGAUUAAUUUAUCUCGAAUACAAAUAUGAUCAGGGAGUGCUGAAUGCAAAAAAAUCAAUCAGCGAUAUUAUUUUGUGGAUAUUUUAUAUGUCCUGUUUCUGAGCGCCAUGUUCUACAUCCGAACAGGUGUAUUAUCAAGGGUAUAUUUGUGUUCAGGGGCAAGUUUCCUUUGCUGAGAUCACAAUUUCCUUAUUGCGGUGACAUGUCAUUUAUUUAUAUACAUGUCACAUUUUAUUAGCUCAAGAACCCAUGCAUUGAUCAUUAGGAUUGGGAGGUGAAAGUUUGAUUUCACCUGACAUUGGAGUAAAUGAUCUGAUAUUAAUGAGAUUUUUUUUUUAGUAAUAUUUGUAGUAAAAACAUAUUUUGGGACACAGGUGGUGGCCGAGCUGUCUGAAAUCAACCUCAUAGAGCCACAUGUUGCUGUACGGGUCAGUAUCUCAGUGACCAGGUUCCAUAUCGUGCUUGAGUAAAACUUGCAAAGACUUACAACUUGCCCCAGUCUGGUUCCUGUUUAAUUGUUCUGUGAAACAGCCCAAUGUGAAGCAGUCUUUACGUCACUCUUCAUACAGGAGUGGUGGCAGUUGUAGCGUGAAAUAACUCUGGAGCAUAGGUUAUACUAGGGCCACACUUUAUCAUUUUAUCUUUCACAGACACAAGGUCGGUUGAAAUAAAAAUAAAUAUAAAUGUCAAUCAUUUUUUUAUUUUUUUUAAAGUCAUUCUGCUGUGGAGUUCAAACUGCAGCUGGAUUCUUGAAUCACUGAUAGUGAUGUAGACAUGGAGGUCAUAAAUAACAUUUUGUAUUGUAUAAGAUGGUCUAUAUUACUAACAAGGGACAUAAUAAAAAUAAAUAUUUUUAUGUUUCAGAAAUAAAUUAGACUGGCUGCUUUUCAGUUGUGGCAGGCCCGGGAAACGAAAAAUAUAAAAUGUAUAGCCUAAGAGUAUUGUAGAACUUUGUGAAACAUUACAUUAGCUCUGGUAAUCUGAGGACAGAAUUAUUUAUUUCAUAAAAUUUCACAGGGAACUGUUUGGACAAUCAUUAAUGUCAUCCAUUAUCUUAAUUAUUGAAUUGAAUUAUUUGACAUGUGAACUAUGAUAAUAAUAUUUUGUAAACAGCUGAAGAAAUGUCUAACACUUGACUUGCUCAAUUCAAUUCCUGUAUGUGUUGCAAUUACUGAAUCAAAUACUUCACCCAUUAACCUUGGAAUGCUUGGCCCACUGUGUUUCAUUGUAAAUACCUCAUAGGAAGCACCUGCUUUUCUGUUUAGAAAUGUAUGCAUAUUAGACUUUAUAUAUUCAUUUGGGAAUAUUGCCACAGCAUGCAGCUUUCAUGAAUUAUGAAAAGGUUAAAUGAUAAAUGUCUUGAGUUUCUGGCUAUAUCAGUAAUUAAUAUUGGAAGUAUUCCGUUUGGUUAUGUAGAGUAGCUUCAUGAUUGAUAUUUGUAAUUCCAAAUUUAUUUGAAUGAACUUCAGCUUGUUAAUAACCUGCUUGCAUAAAGAGUUGUUAUUGCCAAAGUGUCUUUCAUUGUAUUGCCAUCAGUUCCACCAUUUGUUUCAUGUGUAGCGAUUGUUUCAUAUACUGCAACAUGUAUCUGGAUGUAAAUUUCAUUGAUCAGGUUUGAUUGACAUAUUGACAGAAACAGGAUUUGUACCACUUUGUGAAUGUUGAUCAUCUGUGAUUUGUGUGUGUAUUAUCUUUUGAAUCAUAAUGUUCCAUGAUGGCGUGCAGCCUUGUGUCUUCUGUAUAUACUGAUUGCUAGCUGCCAGUCCACAGUGGAAUAUAGUUGUGUUGAAUUCAGUGCUCUGUAGUCAUGUCUAGUCAAAGAGUCCAUUCCAGCCCAGGAAUGUCCUGAUGGUCAAGGUAGUCCCCACUGGUCAAGGUAGUCCCUACUGGUCAGGGAAGUCCCUACUGGCCAGGGUCGUCUCUACUGGUCAAGGUAGUCCCCACUGGUCAAGGUAGUCCCUACUGGUCAGGGUAGUCCCCACUGGUCAGGGUAGUCCCUACUGGUCAGGGAAGUCCCUACUGGCCAGGGUCGUCUCUACUGGUCAAGGUAGUCCCCACUGGUCAGGGUAGUCCCCACUGGUCAGGGAAGUCCCUACUGGCCAGGGUCGUCUCUACUGGUCAAGGUAGUCCCCACUGGUCAGGGUAGUCCCCACUGGUCAGGGUAGUCCCCACUGGUCAAGGUAGUCCCCACUGGUCAGGGUAGUCCCCACUGGUCAGGGUAGUCCCCACUGGUCAGGGUAGUCCCUACUGGUCAGGGAAGUCCCUACUGGCCAGGGUCGUCUCUACUGGUCAAGGAAGUCCCUACUGGCCAGGGUCGUCUCUACUGGUCAAGGAUGUCCCCACUGGUCAAGGAAGUCCCUACUGGCCAGGGUAGUCCCCACUGGUCAAGGCAGACCUUACUGGUCAAGGAAUUCCGUCCUACCUGUAAUGAAAUGUAAUACCAGUGAAGAAAUUCCAUAUUUCGUUACUGGUCAAGGAGGUGUUUCCAAAUCUCUCCCUCCUCACCUCAACAUCAUAUUUAACUGAAAACUGUUUAUUCACUUUCUAGACUUUCAGGUGCCUGGCUUAGCAUGGUAUGGGUAUCUGGUAGCUUUAUUGACCUUUCCAAUAAUUUCUGCAAACCAAGUUGUCUGGAACAUAUGACAUUCUGAACCAGGCAGGCCAUACUGAACAGCCAUUUAAUCCCAACAAUGAUGAGCAUCGGGUAUUGUUAACCUCCUCUGCCCUGAUUCUGGUAACUGACAGUAUUAUUGAUACACUCUGAUCUCAUGACAUUCAACAUUACAAUAUGUGUCUCAUGAUGCCAGUCUGAUGUACACAUAGCCUGUACUGUUUCCACUGUGGACUGGCCGAGUCUUGAGUGCAAGGUCAGGUUGAGGUGUACAAGGUCAGUGAUUGUGUCAUGCAUGUUUAGUUUGUGUUGAUGGGUGCUUGCCGAGUUGUUCAUUACGAUGUACAUAUGUCAUUUCAUUGCUACUGAUACUAAGCAUAUGUGUCAAGGAGUUUUCUUAUUUGUAUUCACUGAUCAUUAACCAAUGUUAAUCUUUAAUUACUAUCAAAAAAUCUUUUUCUCUUGAUUUUAGGUCAGGAAAACUUUUUGUAUCUACACAAGGCAUAAUUAUUAUUUCAAAGAGAUAUAAGUUACUUGGCAACAGGCUACCAAAGAAUGUGAUCGGUGUCUUUUGAUGUGAACAGUCAUGUUCAAUUGAAAUACAUUAUACUGAUGAACGAAAUUAACAGAGCAGCUCUCGUGUGAUUGUGAAAUUGACAAGUCAUCCCCUCCGUGCACAUGUUGGGUUGCUCUGUGUGCUUGUUGUGUUUAGUUUAACAGGUCAUGACAAGCAUGGGAAUCUUUGCUGGGCUAUGCUAUACAUGUAAAUAACUGUCAGGGUGAUUUAAUGAAAUAAACAGUGUAUAUGAGACAGUCA
This is a messenger RNA of Haliotis rufescens (red abalone), 7327 nucleotides long. Its product is annotated as membralin-like. The transcript is spliced from 11 exons. Gene Ontology annotation, cellular component: endoplasmic reticulum. Gene Ontology annotation, biological process: positive regulation of ERAD pathway; response to endoplasmic reticulum stress. The record is from RefSeq and is a predicted model, not a curated record. Bases 136 to 2688 code for a protein of 850 amino acids. Lineage: Eukaryota; Metazoa; Mollusca; Gastropoda; Lepetellida; Haliotidae.